AUGGCACACAGUCCGCUGAGAAUGUUUAGCGAUUAUCACGAGCGACCAGUAUUGGCAUGUGGGCAGGGUCCAACUCGCGAUAUCGCUGUCAAACUUGGUUUUCGAGACGUGACAACGGUCGACGAUCUUCGCACUCUUCUACCUGAACUUGAUGUUGUUGAUGUCAGGCGUCGUAGAAUUCAGCCACAUAAGCUCCUCGAUCAUGGCUUCUACCCACUCGAGUCAAUCCUGCUGCUCGGUGAACCGCUGAACUGGGAAUCAGCUUUACAGCUCAUUAUUGACGUGCUGACAACGAAUGGUCUGAAGGAAUUCAAAAGCAACAAAGUAAGCUAUCCACACAUUCCAGUUUUCGCGAGCAAUUUGGAUCUCUUCUGGAUGGGUGAUAGUGCUGUCCCUAUACCCAGAUUUGGUCAUGGUAUAUUUCUGACAUGUCUUGAACAACUCUACAAGAAGAUGACAGGUCAAGAAAUACGUUAUAAGGCUAUAACUGGGAAACCAACUGAAGUCACUUAUCUGUAUGCAUCAGAACUAAUAGAAGAGCAAGCCGAAAAAAUGAAUCUUCCCCCACCCAGGAAAGUCUUCGUUUUGGGUGACAACAAAGAAACCGACAUUCUUGGAGCGAAUCUUUUCGAGCAUCACCUGCAGACUGGUGAUAAAGGCCGUUUCGAUAAGUGCGAUCUGACCGAUUUGCGUAAAAACUUCAAUGCUUUCAACAAGUAUGUGUGCUUGAUUUUAUUUCCGAUCUACUCCCAAGCACACAGUUUCCCAUGUUACACUCACCUGAGUUCGUAA
Anisakis simplex (herring worm) is the source of this 792-nucleotide messenger RNA. Lineage: Eukaryota; Metazoa; Nematoda; Chromadorea; Rhabditida; Anisakidae. The record is from the annotation of a GenBank genome assembly.